This is a messenger RNA of Debaryomyces fabryi, 555 nucleotides long. RefSeq lists its product as uncharacterized. The record is from RefSeq and is a predicted model, not a curated record. Gene Ontology annotation, biological process: double-strand break repair via single-strand annealing, removal of nonhomologous ends. Gene Ontology annotation, molecular function: flap-structured DNA binding. The transcript has a single exon. Bases 1 to 555 code for a protein of 184 amino acids. Lineage: Eukaryota; Fungi; Ascomycota; Pichiomycetes; Serinales; Debaryomycetaceae.
AUGCCAGCCACAACUAGCUUCAUUAGAGUAACGUCAGAUAAGAGUAUUCCGGUAAGGAUAUUUGUGAAUCGAUCAAAACUCAUUGAAAAUGCGUCUGUUAUAUCAGUGAACGAAAAAUCCAUAGUCAAAUUACAGAAGAUCAAUAUAUUGAAACUAUCGAAUGGAGAUAUAAAUUCGUUGAUAGGGUCAAUACGACACGAAUUGGUGAACGUGUUAACGAGUAAACCUAUAGGUAAAUUGAUAGAGGAAAAUAUUUUGCGAAACAAUCGCAUCGUUAUCGACAUAAAUGAGCACGAAUGGAAAUGCUACAUGAACGUUUCUGUGGACUUUUUGGUCAAUUUGAGGAUCAAUAUAGGUAGAUUGACGAGAGAUGAUAUCGAGCAUAUUAGCAAGAGAAAAGGGAGUAACUUCAGUGUGAGUUUACUAGUGAAAACUAGCAGCUUCAGUUUUGAAGAUGAGAAGAAAUUGACUAAGUAUAAGAUACGGAAGAGCAGCUUGGUGAGUGGAUUUCAUGACGGGCUAGACUUGUAUGUGUACGAUAGGCCCAAAAAAUAG